Messenger RNA from Ochlerotatus camptorhynchus, 1704 nucleotides. Its product is annotated as cytochrome P450 CYP12A2-like. Bases 56 to 1630 code for a protein of 524 amino acids. Gene Ontology annotation, molecular function: iron ion binding; heme binding; oxidoreductase activity, acting on paired donors, with incorporation or reduction of molecular oxygen. The transcript has 7 exons. Lineage: Eukaryota; Metazoa; Arthropoda; Insecta; Diptera; Culicidae. The record is from RefSeq and is a predicted model, not a curated record.
UUCUUCAUUCGCGAGUGACCUCUUUUCGGAGCUACAAGUUAAUUUAGGAUCCAUCAUGUUGCGGAACGUAGUGAAAGUGAGCUCCGUUGGUGGAUAUCCAGCGGUCAGAGCCAGUUCCGUUCGGUUCCGCAGCACGCAGGUCCAGCCUCAGCCAGUUGCUACAGCUGACGGUAGAGAGCCGGAAUGGGACAGUGCGCUGCCAUACAGUAAGGUGCCCGGUCCGAGUGUGUUGAAGAUGGUGAAGGAUUUUGCUCCGGGAGGUCGGUACCACAAUGCCAAUAUUCAGAAAAUGCAUCGACUCUUUCGAGAGGACUAUGGCGAUCUUGUGCGUAUGCCAGGAAUCCUCGGGAGAAGGGAUGUCCUCUUGAGUUUCCGACCGGAUGAUUUUGAGAUGCUUUUUCGAAACGAAGGCCAGUGGCCCAUUCGACGUGGUAUCGAUACGUUCGUCUACUACCGGAAGCACGUUCGUCCGGAUGUGUUCAAGGGGCUCGGUGGAUUGGUUACAGAACAAGGAGAAAGCUGGCAAAAGUUCCGAACCACUGUAAACCCAGUGAUGAUGCAACCCAAAAUUAUUAAACUGUACGUGGACAAAUUGGAUGACGUUGCACGUGAAUUCAUGAAAAUAAUGGUGAAAAUUCGAGAUGACCAGAGCGAACUUCCGGCGGAUUUCAGUCAAUGGUUGAAUCGAUGGGCACUGGAAACGAUGGGUGUUCUGGCUCUGGACACCAGAUUGGGAGUUCUCGAAGAUGCUCAAUCCGUGGAAGCGAAAUUGAUUGUCAAGAAGAUUCGGCAGUUCUUCGAAUUGACAUACCAGCUGGAUGUUCUACCGUCCGUUUGGAAGUACUACAAGACGCCAACUUUCAAAAAACUAAUGAACGUUCUCGAUGAUUUGACAAACAUUGUGAUGGCCAAAGUAGAUGAAGCAGUGGUUAGAUUGGAGAAGAACCCAUCGGCUGAUAGUGAUACACAGAGCGUGCUUGAGAAACUGUUGAAGGUUAAUCGUGAAGUUGCCAUUGUUAUGGCAUUUGACAUGUUACUCGCUGGAGUUGAUACGACCUCUUCUGGGACCACGGGAAUUCUGUACCUUCUAGCCACGAAUAAAGACAAACAGGCCAAACUGCGCGAAGAACUGCGAACGAUCUUACCGAAGAAAGAUUCUCCGCUGACACCGGAAAACAUGCGUAAUCUACCGUACUUGCGUGCCUGUAUCAAAGAAGGCCUUCGGUUGUGUCCACCAACUGCCGGAAACGUACGAGCCGCCGGAAAAGAUCUCGUACUGCAAGGUUAUCAGAUUCCAAAAGGGACGGACGUAGCAAUGGCUUCCAUGAUCCUUAUGCAAGAAAAUCAAUUUGUGGACCGAGCGAAGGAGUUCCUACCGGAACGAUGGCUCAAGGAAGACGGCUAUCCGAAUGCCAAGGAUGCUCAUCCGUUCUUGUAUCUGCCGUUUGGAUUCGGAUCUCGAACAUGCAUUGGCCGACGGCUGGCCAUGUUGGAGAUGGAGAUGAUCGUCUCCCGUAUUACUAGGCAGUUUGAUUACCGAUGGAACUACGGAGAGCUGGAAAUCCGAGCAACAUUGAUCAACGUUCCCGUCAAUGACCUCAAGUUCCAGAUGACGGAGGUGGAAGAUUAGGUGCAUUUUUUGCAGAAAGAUAACGAUAAGGUUGUUUUUAAGGUGCUGGAAUAAAUACUGUUUGCAUUAGUUUU